AUGAAGCCACAAACGUUCUUGUUCAACGUCCUCCUCAUAUCUCCCUUCUCCUAUGCAAAACAAAAGAUCAGCCUCCAAUGGGCAAUCUGCGACUUAAGUCCGCAAGACACGCUUGCAAAAUUGGGACACAAUGCAUUACCCUCAUACAAAGAGAAUCCAAUCACCUACUACGAUGAAUAUCCUCCUAUCCAUAUCAACUCCGGUUUGAUGUUCCGCACCAAAACAAACAAAGGCCAGCCACUUUCCACGGUCAAAGUACGCUUCCCUGGGGCAGUUACUGAUCUUCCGGACUUUGUCGACUGUUCCUGGAACCAAUAUGGCAACAACUCACCAUCAUUUACCUGCGAAAAACGCUGUGCAUUGGACAGUACAAUUUGGCAGGAGGAACAGGUCCGAUUCGCCGAACGAUAUGAGACUAUUGACUGGGAUGCGCUGCAUGCGUACGGGCCUUAUCCGAAUGCGAAGUGGAAGGUGCGAAUUAAGGGAUAUAAGACCAAAUUUGAUGAUGUAGUUGUUGGGGAUCUGCAUCUUAUGGAGAUAGAGGUGAAGGUGCUCAGAGAAGAGGCCCAUGGUGCGCUUCAAACGAUUACGAAACAUCUAAAGAAGAGGAACGUUGUUCUUUGUGAGCCGCAGCAAGGGAAGACCAUGCGGCUCUUUCGUGCCAUGGGGUACUUGGAUUAUAAGAAUGAGGAACUGUGA
Messenger RNA from Penicillium soppii, 699 nucleotides. RefSeq lists its product as uncharacterized. Lineage: Eukaryota; Fungi; Ascomycota; Eurotiomycetes; Eurotiales; Aspergillaceae. The coding region runs from base 1 to 699 and encodes 232 amino acids. The record is from RefSeq and is a predicted model, not a curated record. The transcript has a single exon.